AUGAGCCGCCUUAACGGCUCAUCGUCAUCAUCAUCAUCAUCAGCAGCAGCAGCAGGAGCAGCAGCAGCAGCAGCAGCAGCAGCAGCAGCAGAUGAUCCACAAACCCUAAACCCUUCGGACGACCCAGAGCUCCUUGAGGCUAUUCGUCUCUCCAGGGAAUGUUAUAAAAAGGAGCUAGCAGCGCCUGCUGCUGAGCCGCCAGAAACAGAAGAAGGGGUGAUUAGGGUUUCUAUAAGGACGCCGUCAGGGGGCCGCAUAAACCGCCGAUUCAGACCCAAUGAAAAUAUCAAGCAAAUUAGUGUGUGGCUGUUUUUUGUUAGCGACGAAACCACCGACCUGCCUCCUCUCUCUCCUUUCUCUUCUUUCUCCUUAGUACAAACCUUCCCCAGGCGGCGCUUUUGUUUUGCUGAUGGCCGGGUGCUUUUGUUUUCACCCGAACAACAGGAAGGUUUAGACGUGAGCGAGGAUACUUUACUUUCGUUGGGGUUUCAGUCUCACGAGCAGCUGAUGAUGCAGCUAUCCUAA
Eimeria mitis is the source of this 525-nucleotide messenger RNA. RefSeq names its product machado-joseph disease protein, putative. The record is from RefSeq and is a predicted model, not a curated record. The coding region runs from base 1 to 525 and encodes 174 amino acids. The transcript has 6 exons. Gene Ontology annotation, molecular function: protein binding. NCBI's taxonomy places the organism in Eukaryota, Apicomplexa, Conoidasida, Eucoccidiorida, Eimeriidae.